UCCGGACCGCGAAGUAAAGGACGGCAGCAUGCGGAGGACGGACGGUCGAUAGGCUGUUUGGCUCGAGUAUAAAGAUGGAUGGGGUUUGAUACCUUGACGAUGAUGCCGAGGUAGCCAUGCUAGGACACAUUAAACAUAUUGUUGGAAUCCAGUGCCCUAUCCAGGUAUUGCUUCAAUCCACCUUGUAGCAUCUCACGACAAAACUCAAAGAAGAGGAAAAAGGAACAAUACACAAAAUGGCAAACACCAGUACCGAAAUGGUCAAGAUUGGGGUCUUUAUGCCGUCCGAGUGUCAGCUCCUCGACAUGGCCUGCGUAGACGUCUUGUUUAUGAUGUCGAGAGAGUACCUGGGCGGUCUGCCCAUGAUACCCAAACAUAUCCCGAACUUGGCGCCAAGCGUGGAAAUCUAUUACAUUUCUGCAAAGGCCAGCCCCAGCACUAGCUCUAGCUCUAGCUCGGACAACCCGGCCCCGGAGUCAGCAGGACACCUCGUUCCUCCUCUGCUCCCCUUGACGGCGGGCGUCAAGAUCCGGCCGACGCACGACGUCUCCAGCCCGGAGGUCCAGCCGGGCACGCUGGAUAUCCUGCUCGUCCCCGGACCGGAUCCGGCGGCGAGCUGGGAUGAGGAGACGCUGAAGUUUUUGAGGGGACAUGCUGAUGAGGAGGAGGGGGAGGGAGGAAAAGGAAAGAGGACGGACGUGCUGAGUGUCUGUACGGGUGCGUUCUUGUGCGGUGCCGCGGGGAUUUUGGAGGGGAGGAGGGUAUGCGGACCGAGGGGUCUGCAGGAUGUUUUGAAGAAGAGGUUUCCGGGGGCGAGGUUUGUGGGGGAUGAGUUUCGAUGGUGCCGGGAUGGCAAUUUCUGGAGCUGUGGUGGUAUCACGAAUGGGAACGAUCUGGUGGCGGCGUACGCUCGGAGCAGCGAGAGGCGCCUGUUUCCGGGGCCGAUUGUCGAGAUUGCGUGCAAGAUGGCGGAAGUCGGUGAGAGGGGCCAGAUGUAUGAGCAGGGGCAGACGAGGUUCGCUUUGGGGUUUGUGUGGCAGCUCGUCAAGGCUUGGUUUGUGAAGUCGAGGUAG
Molecule: messenger RNA, 1073 nt
Organism: Colletotrichum scovillei
Lineage: Eukaryota; Fungi; Ascomycota; Sordariomycetes; Glomerellales; Glomerellaceae
Product: ThiJ/PfpI family protein
Exons: 2
Coding region: 237-1073 (278 amino acids)
Source: RefSeq, a predicted model, not a curated record